Molecule: messenger RNA, 4870 nt
Organism: Eriocheir sinensis (Chinese mitten crab)
Lineage: Eukaryota; Metazoa; Arthropoda; Malacostraca; Decapoda; Varunidae
Gene: RNaseZ
Product: ribonuclease Z, mitochondrial-like
Exons: 13
Coding region: 104-2755 (883 amino acids)
Biological process (GO): mitochondrial tRNA 3'-end processing
Cellular component (GO): mitochondrion
Molecular function (GO): 3'-tRNA processing endoribonuclease activity
Source: RefSeq, a predicted model, not a curated record
GCGUACUUGUUUAUUUGGCCAGGCAGUCACGGCGGCACGCGGCGGAUGAUGUAAUAACAGACCACCGGAGACAGCCGCCCAUACAGCGCCUGCCAGUGACUCGAUGUGGAAAAAGCUUACCUGCCAUGCGUCACUUCGAGCCCUAUGUCGGAGGCACGUGGUUUUAAUCAGUGGUAGAGUGAAGCAGAGUGUUCCAGCCACCGCCAGCUGCCUCACAUGGGCCAGGGAUAAGAGCUCCAGCGCGGCCAAGCACCAGCACCUGUAUGACAUUCUGCAGAAGAUGCCGAAACACAUAGAUCUGAAGGGGCUGCAGCAGCAGCGUCUUGCAAGAAAGAGGAAGUCCUUGAAGUACCCUCCUUCCACUGUGUACCUGCAGGUUUUAGGCUCAGGAGCAGUUGGUGCUCCCAGAUCCCUUUAUGUCUUCACAGAACAUGCCAGAUACCUCUUCAAUUGUGGGGAGGGCACGCAGAGGCUGGCCCAUGAACACAAGGUGAAGCUCGCCACCAUGGAGCACAUCCUUGUCACCCACAAAUCUUGGGAAAAUGUUGGGGGCCUGCCAGGGGUGCUGCUAACCCUUCAGGACACUGGGGUACCCUACAUCACCUUGCAUGGCCCACCAGGCAUAGAAUCUAUCUACUAUGAUACUCGGCAUUUCCUGAGAUUCAGAGACCUCACCAUCCAAUACAAGCACUACCUGGACACUGGAGAGCCCAACACAGAGCCACUCAUCAUACAGAACGUUCCUAUCUGGGCCAAGGUGGAGGAAAUGGGCAAUGGUGAUGCCUCAGAGAAGUUAGAAUCUGUUCAGGGCACUAAUGAUGAAGUUGAAGAUUUGUAUGCACAUGAGAAACCUGAGUCUAGAAAGAGGCCAAACCGUGGGCGGCAAGGUUCCACUAGCCCAACACUUAAGCGACAAAGGCAGGAGGAAAGCGUGUCCUGUAGAAACCUCAGUGUAGCUUACAUCUGCCGUCCACCUCCUAAGGCAGGUGCUCUAAAGCUGGAGGAGUGUGUGAGGGCAGGUGUUCCUCCUGGGCCUCUGUUGGGAGACCUGAAGAAGGGUAUUGACAUCACCCUAUCAGAUGGCACAUUAGUAAAGGCAGCAGAUGUUACAGAGCCAGAUGAUCCUGGACCUGUUUUCAUAGUUGUUGAAGCUCCAUCUGAAGCCUACCUGGACAGCCUUCUCGAGAGCCCGGCGUUCAAGCCUUACCAGCCAUUGGAGGGCUCGGACAAUGACUUGGCAGAGGUGGUCGUCCACUUCACACCUCAAAAAGUGUUAGCCCAUCCCAGAUAUCAGGAGUGGAUGGCGCGAUUCUCUCUGUCUACUAGCCACAUCAUAAUUAACGAGUCUAACACCUGCAUGGGCUCAGUGGCAGUCCAUAGAAUACAAUACAAACUUAACCUCCUUAAUGAUAAUAUUUUUCCACUCUUGAAAGAUGGUGGAAUUCCCGUUAAGGAGACAGAUGGUGACGAAAAAGUGGAGGAAACUAAUAAUGAAGAGCGCAGUGAGAACUCAGAAUCCAACAGCAAAGAAAUGUCACUGAAAAUAAAUGAACACCCGGCUGAUUCCAACCCUUAUGUUGUGGGCCCUACCAUGCAGUCGAGGACUCUGUUCACCUACCACAUCAGACCAAGGAAAAAAACUGACAGAUCCAAUGAGCUGUACUUGUACCCUGACACUUAUAUGCAAGAAUGUUAUAUAGGGGAAAAGUUUGAGUCUGCAUUCCUUGAUAUAAAAGACAAGCUGCAAGCGUUUUACUCAGAACAGGCAGCGAAUACUUGUUCUCAGGACUAUCCACAGAUCAUUUUCCUGGGCACUGGCUCUUGUAUCCCUAACAAAACUCGCAACACUUCAAGCAUUCUCCUGGAUAUAAGUUCUGAUAAAGCCCUCAUAAUGGAUUGUGGAGAAGGGACAUAUGGACAGAUGGUGAGACUUUUAGGAGCUCCUGAAUGUGAAAAAAUGCUACGAAAGUUGGUGGCGGUGUAUGUGAGCCACCUCCACGCUGACCACCACAUUGGCUUUAUACGUCUUCUUCAUGCUAGAAGAAAAGCAUUUCAUGCAGCUGGAGUCUUUGAUGUCCCCAAACUCCUGCUCAUGGCUCCCGGCAAAAUCAUGCCAUACCUCAUCUCCUACAAUGCAAAUUUUGAGCCUCUUCUUCAAGACUUUACUCAUGUCUACAACCAAAAACUAUUAUAUAAGGACUUCACUAUGGAAGAGGAUGACUAUAAGAACCUUUGUUCCAUGUUAGAUAUGAAGAAGAUUAGCAUGACACAUGUUCUCCAUUGCCCAAACUCAUUUGGUGUUGCUUGGACUCAUAAUGAUGGGUGGAAAAUUGUUUACUCUGGAGACACUAUGCCAUGCAAAGGACUUGUAGAAAUAGGUCAAGACUGUGACGUGCUUAUUCACGAAGCCACCAUGGAAGAUGAACUAGAAGAAGAUGCCAAGCUGAAGACCCACAGCACCACAUCUCAAGCAAUACAGGUUGGCAAAGACAUGAACGCUCGCCAGACUCUCCUUACGCACUUCUCUCAGCGUUAUGCCAAGGUGCCUUUGCUGGACGAGCUUCCACUUCACGUUGGGAUUGCAUUUGACAAUAUGAAGGUGUGCCAGAAAGACUUCCCAAGUCUCCACCUGCUGUAUGAAGUUUUGGUGGCCAUGUUUUCUGAGGACUAUGAUGGAAUGCUGGAAAAGACAGCCAAAAAACGAUUAGCACGUGAAAAAAUAGAGGCACAUAUGAAAUCAAAAGAAGAAAUGUGAUCGUUAAGUUACUAUUUAUUGGUCAUUGAAGUUCAAAGUUUGAUAAGCUUGAGCCUUAUACAAUUGGGCAUGCUAGAAUAUUAUUUGUUAUAGCAUUCAUUUUUUUAGUAUACAUUGAAAUAUAUUUAUGUAUGGGUAAUCUGCUUCAGGCCCACCGCCAAGACCAAAGUUACCACUCAACUUGGUAAAACUUAGUUUCAUUAAUGUGCCUGUAUCUCAUUUCCUACUGUACCUACUCUUGUUGUCUUCUACUUACCUUGAAACUUCUCUGCAAACCAUAGGGAACAAUGUAAAAAUCAAAACAUGUGAAAAUAGCAGUGAUAUAUGCAAAUCCAAGCAACUGCAAGCCGCUCAGAUGAUGAUGUAGCCCAGUGUUCUGCAGUAUCCCAUGCUGUCUCACAGACCACCACUUCUAAAAUCCAAAGGGAGUUUUAUGCUCUUUCCUAAGGGGUGUAUUGUUCCCUUCUGUCCUCCCUAGUCAUUAAAAAGGAAAAGGUAAAGGCAAGAACUCAGCUCCCCUCAACCCCCUUGUGUUUGCACAUUUUUUUCCUUCUGACUUCUCAUCCACCCAGAACUGGGCUCAUUUGCAUUCAUAUUUCAUCACUAAUUUAAUAUUUGUUUUAAUCCCUAUGCUGUUUUCUAUGGAGUUCAAGGUACUUGAAAUAAUUUCUUCCUUAAUUUUUAAGAUUAUCAACUUUUUUAUUUAUUUUAACUGAUGUUACAUUUUUCAAUAUUUGCAAAAAUAAUUCUUUUCACUGCUGAAGCUAAAAAUGUGGAGAUAAAAAACUGUAAUGCUGAACCUCACAAACACUUGUAAACACAAAGCGAGGUGCCGUGGGCUCAAGGCAUCACGGUUGAUAUUCGUCUGUACUUUUUGUAUCUUUUCUAUUUGUUAUAGCACUUUAGUGUUCAUUAUAGUAUAAUUUAUUUACAUCCAUUUGUUGUAGCAUGCCCCAUUGUAUAAUGUAUGUUGAGUUUAUACAUAGUGCAGAUCAUGAUAGCUCUGUACAGGGUAGUUUGAAACAUGCCAGAGUGAGACAGAUACAUUACAGCUGUAGUAUUGUUUUUAGAUAGAUGUAGAAUUAGUAUAGUUUUUAGAUUUGUAUCACCUUUAUGCUACCCAAGCUGGUGGUGCCACAAGAUUUUUUUGUAAUAUCCAUUAUUCUAUAUUUUGGGCACCACCAGUAAAAAGAGCAAAUAGCAUGAUGUUUCAAUAAGGAAAUCAAAUGCUGAAAUAAAAGAUAUUUCAAAUUUGAUUCCUGAAGUCCUUGACAAUCCCCUUCUUACAAGUCCAUUUAAAUAUAUUUGUCAAGAAGAUUGUGAUUAGCCUAAGUUUUACAUCCCCUCCCACAUUUACUUAGUGCAGUUUGACAUCCACAUCUGCACCCUCACCUAUAAAAUUAAUGACUGGUGCCUGCAUUUGCAAAACGUAAUUUCUGAAUGUGUUACUGAUGAAUCCAUAUGCUGAAAAUAUAGUUUCCUUACAUUUUGCCAAUUUGGAGUGGCAGUCAGAAUGUACAACACUGAGUGCAGGGAAUCAAACCCAGGCAUUCAGGGUAAAAGUCAGGGAAGCCUACCAACUGAGCCACUGAUGCUAAUAGGUCACCGUGCCAGAGGCCACUUCUGCGACAUAUAACCUGACACCCCAGCGCCCACUGUGAGCAUGAAGGAAAGGUGACCCCACUCACACUCAUGGUAGCUGGCAAGGCUUACAAUCGAUCCAGUAUGACAUAGUGUUUAUAUUCAUCAAGAAACUGCAAUAAUGUAGUAAAAGAUCUCACUGCAUUAUUGCAGUUUCUCUGAUGUAUAUCAAGACCAUGUGCCAUUCUGUCUUGAUUUAAAGCCUUGCCAAUUACCACAGGUGUGAGUGGGGUCACCUCUUCAUACCCGCAGUAGAGGGCUGGGGUGUCAGAUUGAGUGUCGUAGGAGUGGACCCUGGGACAGUGACCUUUUUAGCUUAUCAGUAGCUCAGUUGGUAGACUGCCCUGACUUUAUUCUGAGGGUCCAGGUUCAAUAACAAGGACCCAGGGGUGCACAUUAAAAAAAUGUUUGCUGUGUAAUUACAGUUUCUCUGAUGUUGGAUAAUGGAUUGACAAUAAAAGUUCAGUCUGUGUA